AUAUCUCCUCAUGCUUCAUGACCAGCUGCUUCACAUUUCACACAUUAACUUCACCCGACCACAUCUCCCUAGUGAUCUCAAAGAGAUCGCACACACAGCAGGCAAAGAUUUAGAGAUUCCUGACAGAUUCCAAAAUGUACCAUUUUGUGUGCUUCAUUCUGUUUGUGAGUGUGAAUGGACAAAAGUCUUCAGCCACAACUCCAUCUUCAUUCAGCAGUGCUUCAAAUCCAACCGUGUCUACAAAUGCUUCAGUGCAAACGCUUCAAACCAAUCCAUCGACAAGAGACAAUAAACACAUGGCCAAACCCACAGUGCUGGCUAUUGUCAGCAAGACCGAACAAACGCCAGGUCAGUCCAGUAUGGGAACAGGCUGCCUCAUCAAUCUCGAGGACAAGAAAGAAAUGACACUAUGGUUGAUGAUUGCAGUCCUUUCAGUAAUCUGCUUUUUGUUGCUGAUCAUCAUCAUGUGCCUGACCUGCAAAUGUUGUCGAGGCGCAAAGAACAACGAGCUGGUCGUGACGAAAUCGCCCAAAAUCACCCGGAGCAACAGCGAAAAUGGUGGGCCGUCAGAAACUGACAUAAUGUUGAAGGACUGCAGCUCGGUGAAAGUGGAGAUUGAGGCAACUGAAGAUGAGUCACAGGUGCCAGAGGAGGUGGGCGGAGCAACCGCCCAAGUCGGAAACCAGGUCUCCACCGAAGAGAACAAAAAUUCAGCUGACGUCACCAGUGAGACCACGCCGACCCAAGAAGUCGAUCAAUCCGACGAAACAGGUGAUUUGAAGAUGGAAGAUUUGGAAAAGGCAGAGUAGGAAUCAUCCUGGCAUCACCAAGACGACACACGCAGCUCUGACUGCAGGUGGAAUCGAAUUCAAAGCCAAAUCCUCUGUACGUGUUUCGCUUUUCUUUUUUGUUUCUGGGCAGCCAGUUUAUCAGGAAUUUGUGCCAAAUUUAGAGAUGACUUGAAAAAUAACGAGGGAAAUGAUAAAUGAUGUAAUGUGUUGGAAAUUUCAAGUUUUAAUGUAUAGAGUCAGUAAAUAGUGUAGAAUACCAAAUUGUGCAAAUUCAAUGAAAAUGUACA
This is a messenger RNA of Neoarius graeffei (lesser salmon catfish), 1078 nucleotides long. RefSeq lists its product as uncharacterized. The transcript has 2 exons. Lineage: Eukaryota; Metazoa; Chordata; Actinopteri; Siluriformes; Ariidae. The coding region runs from base 135 to 809 and encodes 224 amino acids. The record is from RefSeq and is a predicted model, not a curated record.